Solenopsis invicta (red fire ant) is the source of this 1578-nucleotide messenger RNA. RefSeq lists its product as uncharacterized. Bases 229 to 1269 code for a protein of 346 amino acids. The record is from RefSeq and is a predicted model, not a curated record. The transcript is spliced from 8 exons. Gene Ontology annotation, cellular component: plasma membrane. Gene Ontology annotation, biological process: detection of chemical stimulus involved in sensory perception of smell; sensory perception of smell. Gene Ontology annotation, molecular function: olfactory receptor activity; odorant binding. Lineage: Eukaryota; Metazoa; Arthropoda; Insecta; Hymenoptera; Formicidae.
AGGAAUCUUUUAUUUUGUUUUAUAAUAAUUUUAAUACAUUAAAAUUGUUAUAAAAUCAUGAAAAUGUUAUAUAUAUCAUAUCGAUUUUAUGUGUUACGGCGUGUAAAAAGUUUUUUUAAUAUCGCUUAUAUGUUUGGUAAUCAAAUUAGGAUUAUUUUUGGAUUGAAUAAGAAAAUAAUAAAUUUCAAUUCAAAUUUAAUCCUUUAAAAUCUUUUUUCUUUGUAGUUUAUGGCAUUUCUUACUUCACAAUGUACAUCAGAAUUUGUCAUCAAUGUUCUUGGGUCUGCAUCAUUUUGUGUUAUCUUUGCAAUUAAAUAUAGUUCAUUUAGUGUUAACCUUGAAGUCGUAAAGUGUAUAUUGGAACAACUGCAACAUAUGUAUAAUGAACUAACUGACAAAAAUGAAAUCAAUAUCAUAAAGCAAUAUGCCAUCUAUGCAAAACGUUAUACUAUUGUAUUAACGUUGCUUUUUAUAUUGAUGAUAUUGAUUUUUAUUUUACACUCAACUUGGUUGCAAAUUUUUGACAUCUUACUUCCUAUAAAUGAAACUCGAUCACAUCUUUCGUCGCCACUUGUGACGGAAUACUUGGUCGAUCAUGAAAAAUACUUCUACUUGAUAUUUUUUCAUACAAAUGCAGCCUUUUUCACUGGAUCAAUCGCAAUGCUAGCAACGGGAACAAUGUUCAUAGUUUACGCGCAUUAUGCGUACGGAAUGUUUCGAAUUACCUGUUAUCGUAUCGCAGAAGCUAUUACACACAAAACUUUACAAAAGAACAAUUUACAAAAUAAGAAUUUGAUUUACAAGGAACUAAUUUGUGCCGUGGAUAUGCAUCGCAGAGCUAUGAAAUUUUCUGACAUGAUGAUAUCUAAAUUUAAAUUAAUGUUCUCCCUUUUGAUAAUAGUUGGUGUGAUCUGCGGGGGUUUUAAUAUGUUUCGGGCUUUUCAGUUGACAUUCUUUGAAUAUAACAUCGGAGAACUUUCGCUACGAUUAAUAUUUCUCUUUAUUCUCUUUGGUUAUGUGCUCCUAGGCAACUAUCUUGCACAAGGAAUUAUAGAUCACAAUAAUGAUGUAUUUGCUACUGCGUACAACGUUCAAUGGUACAUAGCUCCGUUGCAAAUACAAAAAAUAAUACUGUUCUUUUUGCUAAGGCAAAACAAGGAGUUCACUCUAAAUAUUGCUGGAUUAUAUGUGGCCUCAUUAGAAGGUGCAGCCUCGAUAAUAAAUACCGGGUUGUCGUGUUUCACUGUUCUUUACGCUACACGAAAUUAACCAAAAAAAGUCAAUUAGUAGUAGUAAAAUAAUAAAGAAAUUAGACAACUUAUAAGCCAUAAUCCAAAGAGACACUGAACUCAUCGAUAAUUUCGAUGAAAGAAAUAUUAAUUCUAAAAGAAUAUAAAAGUAUUUAUAAUCUGAGGGCGAGUAUCAUUUCUCUGAAUGAUCCAAUGUAAUUUACAAACGUACAAAGCACAACAUGAAUUAGAGAGAUAUGACAUUACAUUACAUUACCGAACUGCUAAAUAUAUGUAUGUAAAUAUUUUUUUAUGAAAAAUAAAACAUUUGUUCUGUUUGUGACAUGAA